This is a messenger RNA of Nematolebias whitei (Rio pearlfish), 1445 nucleotides long. It is a transcript of the gene atf7ip2, whose product is annotated as activating transcription factor 7 interacting protein 2. Lineage: Eukaryota; Metazoa; Chordata; Actinopteri; Cyprinodontiformes; Rivulidae. Gene Ontology annotation, biological process: regulation of DNA-templated transcription. The record is from RefSeq and is a predicted model, not a curated record. Gene Ontology annotation, molecular function: protein binding; transcription coregulator activity. Gene Ontology annotation, cellular component: transcription regulator complex; nucleus.
GAGCAGCGGAGGAAGUUACCAUUUAGCCAUAGCUAAACGCUGCAUGUUGUAGCUGCUCAUCGUAGCAGGUAAUGGAAAGUCCCUAGAAAUCGGAUGUUUAUGAGCUUCUGAGCCUCCAUUCCUUCCACUUGUGCGCAUGCCCCUGUAGUUUCUUCACACUAAGUUAAUAAAGCAUACAAGUUGUACAAGAUGAGUAAAGACACUCGAGUGUACCUGGGCUUGGCCUUUAGAAGAUGGCGUGAACUAAAAUCAAGACGUGGAAUGAAAUCAGAUGCAGAUUUGGCCUUCUGUCUUCUCAAUGAAAUGGACAAAGUUUCCACACUACCAGGUUCAAUGGGAGCCAACAAUCAGAGCAUCAAAAUCUCCAAAUCAGAAGUUCAGACUCUGAUCGAGCAGGAGGUCCACAAAGGACUGGCAAAAAAUCAAGUCAAGAUGAGGGGUUUAAUAGAAGCCGUGCAGCAGAUGAAUAAUGACCUCAACUUUGAGAAAACCCUCCGAGAUCUAGAGACUCAGCUUAACACUGUGUCCAGGAAAGCAGAGGCAGCUCUUGCCUACAUAACAAAGACACAUGAACAGUAUCCGUUGAGAGCAAUUUAAGAGAGAUGUCUCCACCACUUCUUUCCUCUGUUGGUUCUUCUGAAGACACGGUGCAUGUCAAGUCUAUAAAAAGAGAGUUGGAGGAUAAUCAGGACGAAGAAAAUGAUGAUGGGAACCCGUGUCUGCCAGAGGAACCGAAAGUUAAAAAGAUGAAAGAUGAGGACUCUUCAGGCCACAGUGUCACGUCAUCAGAUGAAGGACAGGAGUUGCUUCUCUAUCCUGCUCUCCCUUCGUUCCCCUUCCCUUCCGUCCUGAACAUGGAAGCAGCUUCGUACAGCAUGCCUCAGAAAGUAGAACUGAAGCUGGCCCUCAUCAGACACCCCACUAGACUUUCUGUGCUCUGGAACGUGACGGAAAAUGACCCCGCCGCACCGCCCAUGGACAGUUACACCAUCUUCCUGACUAUGGAAAAGGUCAAAGGGAGCGGCACCUUUCCUAAAUGGACUUCGUAUGAUCAGCUGAAGGCCGCCCCUCUGCCGAUGGGUGCACUGAUAAAAAAGUACAAGCCUGGACACAGAGUGUGUGCUGCUGUUAUAGGAAAAGAUAAAUUUGGACGUUAUGGACCGUACAGUGAAGUCGUCACAAAAACGAUGCCUGACCAAUUGUGAAAUGGAUGUCUCUUCCUUGGAGGAGUUUGGACUUUGACCAAUAUUGACUCUUUUUUUUAUUAUAUUUGUUUCAACCGAGCAGCUUUUACUAAUUUUUUUAGUUGUCCUGAUGCAUGCUCAUUGAUCCAGGUAGAGACUGGGUCAGUGUAAGAAGGUUAACUCCUCUGGAAGGAUUCUUCUUUGCUGAAACGUUUCGUCUUUUAUCCAAAAGACUUAUUCAGUCUGGGACACCGCAACAAA